Malaclemys terrapin pileata is the source of this 2030-nucleotide messenger RNA. RefSeq names its product potassium voltage-gated channel subfamily A member 5-like. The record is from RefSeq and is a predicted model, not a curated record. Gene Ontology annotation, cellular component: membrane; voltage-gated potassium channel complex. The transcript has a single exon. Gene Ontology annotation, biological process: potassium ion transmembrane transport; protein homooligomerization. Lineage: Eukaryota; Metazoa; Chordata; Testudines; Emydidae. The coding region runs from base 82 to 1953 and encodes 623 amino acids. Gene Ontology annotation, molecular function: delayed rectifier potassium channel activity; protein binding.
CAGCCCGGAGGUGGCCGGCUCGGAGGGAGGGGAGCGCAGCAUGCCCGCCGCCUGCCCCACGCCACCCUCCCGCCGCUGCCCAUGGAGAUCGCGCUGGUGACUUUGGAGAACGGAGGCGCCACGGCCAUCGGGGGAGGGGGCGAGGAUGCUGGAGGCGGCCGGGCGCGGCGGCGGGGCGACCUGCACCACAUCCCCAACUCCGCCGCCGCCCCUGCUUGGCUGAACGACUGCAGCGGCGCCCCGGAGCAGGAGCAGCCCCGGGCGGGCAGCGGCGGCUGCAGAAGCAGGAGCAACAGCACCGGCAGCACCAGCCGGAGGGUGCCCGCUCCCCGGGGCGCCUCGCCGCCGCCUGCUCCUCCCCAGCCGCCGCGCCCCUACCCGGGAGGGGGCGAAGAGGAGGCGAUGGUACUGCCGGAGGAAGGCGGGCACCGCUUGGGCAUGGCCAUGGCCGCGGCGGCCGAGGAGGAGGAGGAGAACCAGCGCGCCCUGCACCACCAGCGGGUGCUGAUCAACAUCUCCGGGCUGCGCUUCGAGACGCAGCUGGGCACCCUCAACCAGUUCCCGGACACGCUGCUGGGCGACCCGGACAAGCGCAUGCGGUACUUCGACCCGCUGCGCAACGAGUACUUCUUCGAUCGGAAUCGGCCCAGCUUCGACGGGAUCCUCUACUUCUACCAGUCCGGGGGCAAGCUGCGCCGGCCGGUCAACGUCUCCAUCGACGUCUUCGCCGACGAGAUCCGCUUCUACCAGCUGGGCGAGGAGGCCAUGGAGCGGUUCCGGGAGGACGAGGGCUUCAUCAAGGAGGAGGAGAAGCCCCUGCCCCGCAACGAGUUCCAGCGCCAGGUGUGGCUCAUCUUCGAGUACCCGGAGAGCUCCAGCUCCGCCCGGGGCAUCGCCAUCGUCUCGGUGCUGGUGAUCCUCAUCUCCAUCAUCACCUUCUGCCUGGAGACCCUGCCCGAGUUCCGGGACGAGAGGGAGCUGCAGGCCCCUCUGCCCCCGCACGGGGCAGCCCUGAACGGCACCGCCGGGGAGGCCCCCCCGAUGCAGCCCCCCAGCAGCCUGUCCGACCCCUUCUUCAUCAUCGAGACCACCUGCGUGAUUUGGUUCACCUUCGAGCUGCUGGUGCGCUUCUUCGCCUGCCCCAGCAAGCCCGAGUUCUCCAGGAACAUCAUGAACAUCAUCGACAUCGUGGCCAUCAUCCCUUACUUCAUCACCCUGGGCACCGAGCUGGCUCAGGAGCAACAGGAGCCCGGGACCCCCAGCACCGCCAGCAACAACAACGGGGGCCAGCAGCAAGCCAUGUCCCUGGCCAUCCUCAGGGUCAUCCGCCUGGUCAGGGUCUUCAGGAUCUUCAAGCUCUCCAGACACUCCAAGGGGCUGCAGAUCCUGGGGCAGACUUUGAAAGCCAGCAUGCGGGAGCUGGGGCUCCUCAUCUUCUUCCUUUUCAUCGGGGUGAUCCUCUUCUCCAGCGCCGUGUACUUUGCCGAGGCGGACGACCCAGACUCCCAUUUCUCCAGCAUCCCCGACGCUUUCUGGUGGGCAGUGGUGACCAUGACGACGGUGGGCUAUGGGGAUAUGAGGCCUGUCACCGUAGGGGGCAAGAUCGUGGGCUCCUUGUGUGCUAUCGCUGGCGUGCUGACCAUAGCCCUGCCUGUACCUGUCAUCGUGUCCAACUUCAACUACUUCUACCACCGAGGAACUGACAACGAAGAGCAGGCUAUUCUCAAGGAGGAGCCCAGCAGCGCUCAGGGCAGCUCAGCUGGGGGGGAGCUGAAGAGAAGUCACAGUAAAAACUCUCUGAACAAAUCUGUUGUGCACUUGGAAAACAGUGAGGGGAUCAACAAUGGCCCUGGAUCCUUAGAGAAAACCAAUAUCAAAGCUAAAAGCAAUCUAGAUCUUAGAAAAUCCCUCUAUGCACUCUGUCUGGACACCAAUAGGGAAACAGAUCUGUAAGAAAGGGAAUGAAUUUGGGUUCUGAGGUACAGCAGGAUUUGUUGAUGUUGGAAAUUAUAUAUAUAUGUAUAUAUAUA